This is a messenger RNA of Musa acuminata AAA Group (dessert banana), 1735 nucleotides long. Its product is annotated as protein ALP1-like. The record is from RefSeq and is a predicted model, not a curated record. The transcript has a single exon. Bases 96 to 1460 code for a protein of 454 amino acids. Lineage: Eukaryota; Viridiplantae; Streptophyta; Magnoliopsida; Zingiberales; Musaceae.
UCAUUCCCAUCCAUCAUUCCCAAGUCCACCAAAUCAGAAAGUACUCUCGACCGGGGGAGCAGCGGCAAGAAACCCCGCCGACAGUGGAACCAUUCAUGACCGCUAACCAAACUCCUUCACGCUUCCCCUCCCCCGCCACCGCUUUCGACGACGACCUCUUCUCCUACUACUUCUCCUUCUUCCACGACACUGCCGCGGCCUCCGACCCUCAACCAUCUUCCGCUCUUCCCUCGCCCAUGGAACCCAACCCCAACAAGCGCCCGCGGGAGGAUGACCUAUCCCCCAGCCGGCUCGUCGCCUUGAAGCCCUCCUCCUCCUCCUCUUCCCCCCCUCCCGUCGACGACGACGCCGCGGAGCAGGAAGAGGCGCAGGCGGUGCCUCCAACGGUGCAGCCUGGGCACCGCCGUCUCUGGGUCAAGGACCGGUCCAGUGACUGGUGGGACUAUUACAACCACCCGGACCUCCCGGAGGACGAGUUCCGACGCGCCUUCCGUAUGUGUCGCGCUACCUUCGACUUCCUCUGCGAUGAGCUCGGCUCCGCCGUAGCCAAGGAGGACACGGCGCUCCGCGCCGCCAUCCCCGUCCGGCAGCGGGUUGCCGUUUGCGUGUGGCGACUUGCCACUGGCGAGCCUCUCCGGCUCGUCUCCCGGCGGUUCGGCCUCGGUAUCUCCACCUGUCAUAAGCUCGUUCUCGAAGUCUGCACCGCCAUCCGGAACGUUCUCUUGCCGCGAUUGCUCCUCUGGCCCGCCCCAUCCGAAGCAGCCUCCGCAGCCGCGCGCUUCGAGGCUCUCUCCGGCAUCCCCAACGUCGUCGGCGCCAUGUACACAACCCACAUCCCCAUCAUCGCCCCCAAGGAGAGCGCCGCCACCUACUUCAACCGCCGCCACACCGAGCGCAACCAGAAGACCUCCUACACCGUCACCAUCCAAGGCGUCGUCGACCCCGACGGCGUCUUCACCGACGUCUGCAUCGGGUGGCCCGGGUCGAUGCCGGACGACCAAGUGCUCGAGAAAUCGGCGCUGUACGAGCGCGCCAACAGCGGCCUCUUGAACAACCAGUGGCUCGUCGGCGGCGGCAGCUACCCUCUUCUGGACUGGGUGCUCGUCCCGUACGCCCAAACGAACCUGACAUGGGCGCAGCACGCCUUCAACGAGAAGAUCGGGGAGGUGCAGCGCGUGGCCAAGGAGGCCUUCGCCAGGCUGAAGGGAAGGUGGGGAUGCCUGCAGAAGAGGGCCGAAGUGAAGCUGCAGGACUUGCCCGUGUUCCUCGGUGCCUGCUGCGUGCUCCACAACAUAUGCGAGACGAAGGGAGAGGAGAUGGACCCAGAGCUGCGGUGCGACGUGGUGGACGACGAGAUGGUGCCCGAGAACGGCGUCCGAUCGGCGAGUGCCAUGCAGAACAGGGAUAGCAUUGCUCAUAAUCUGCUACACCAUGGCCUUGCCGGAACAGCUUUCUUGUAGACUCUGUUUCCGGGUAGCUAUCUGUCGUUCUUCUGGCUUCAGACAAAGACAGAGAAAUGAAGUCAAUGUCAAAGGGGGGAGACCGUCCGGGUAACGCCUAUGAUAUUGAAUGGUACUGAGGAACAAAAGCAUACUAGGAAAGAUUGGUGUUUCUACCAACCCAAAAAGGUUUAGACAUUGAGAAUGAAGUCCUCCAACAACAUGAUUUGAAUGCAUUAAAUAUCAUUUUUUUUAAUUUAGUGGAAUAAAAUUAGCACGUACUUUGUUGAUUGUCA